This is a messenger RNA of Ilyonectria robusta, 2119 nucleotides long. RefSeq lists its product as uncharacterized. NCBI's taxonomy places the organism in Eukaryota, Fungi, Ascomycota, Sordariomycetes, Hypocreales, Nectriaceae. The record is from RefSeq and is a predicted model, not a curated record. Bases 296 to 1849 code for a protein of 517 amino acids. The transcript is spliced from 3 exons.
CGGAAUGGCUGUCGCCCCAACUCUAUUGCACAUGUAAUUUCGAGUAGUGUAGUUUUCCCUAUUGAUGAGAAGACAAGCUCGUGCCAUGUUGUUGCAAGAAGAAGUGGUCAUACGGUCGGAUUUACUCGGCUUUGCUAUCUUCUAGGAUUGGCUCUUCGCCGCCUGCCAGUCGGAAAGCAGGAACAGAACGAGCAAGUUCAGCUAUAACACUCCAAAGCUCCCCACCAAUAGGCCUCUGGUUACUUACUUACAUUCGCCUCAGUCAAUACCUAAUUCCUCUUUUCUUGACAUCAAGAUGUAUUCCAGAAACCUUGCCAUACUUCUCCUUAGCGGCUCUCAGCUUGCUUUGGGUGCUGUUGUCCAAAAGACUCAUGAGCGUCGAGGCGCUACACCGAGUUAUCCUUACGAUGACAAAUCCACCGAGUAUUGCACUUGGUGGCAUGACUACGACGUGAAGACCCCAUGUGAUGACCUUCUGGAGGUCAAUCAGAUCGAUAUGGAGCAGUUUAGGCGCUGGAACCCUUCCAUCAAGGAAAACUGCGAAGGUUUGACUGUAGGUCGAUCUUACUGCGUUGAGGCCAUGUUUGAGCCUGGUACCAAUCCAGAACCGGAGCCAGAACCUUCAUCAACAAAGGCACCCCAGCCGUCACCAACCAAGCCUUCGAAUGGUAUCGAAACUCCAGACCCCGUUCAGCCUGGCAUUGUCAGCAACUGCGACAAGUUCUACUUCGUCAAGAAGGAUGAUGAUUGCGCCGGUAUUGCAUCCAAGCAUGGCAUCACUCUGGCUCAGUUCACCAAGUGGAACGCAGGUACUGGAAGCACUUGCACCGGACUCUGGGCAGAUACAUACGCUUGUGUAUCUAUCAUCGGUCAAGAGCCUUCACCUACCAGUACCAAGCCUACCGCCACCAACGGCAUCGAGACGCCGUCGCCUAUUCAGGAUGGCAUGGUCAAAAAUUGCAACAAGUUCCACCUUGUGAAAACAACAACAACUUGUACGUCUAUUGAGGACUAUUACAAGCUGCCUUUGGCCACCUUCAAGAAAUGGAAUCCCGCAGUAGGCUCGGACUGCCGCACGUUGCUAGCAAAUUACUAUGUUUGCGUGAGCACUGUCGACUACAAGCCGGAGCCUGCGACCACCUCGAAGCCCUCUCCAACCCAACCGACAAAUGGCAUUACGACUCCUUCUCCAAUCCAAGAUAAUAUGAACAAGAACUGCAACAAAUUCCAUCUGGUCAAAUCAACAACAACAUGCGCCUCGAUCCGCGACUAUUACAACGUUCCUCUGAAGGACUUCUACUCUUGGAACCCGAGUGUGGGCUCCUCAUGCCAAUCGCUGCUGGCAAGUUACUAUGUCUGUGUCUCUAUAGUCGGCUGGAAGCCAGCCCCUUCUCCAACAACCACCACCGGUAACGGCAUCUCGACCCCUUCGCCAAUCCAGACCGGAAUGACGACCAAGUGCAACAAGUUUCAUCUGUCUACUAAAACUACUACUUGCUCGUCAAUCCAGAACUACUACCAGAUCACUAUGGCCCAGUUGGUAGAGUGGAACCCGGCAAUUGGCUCCAAGUGUACAGCCUUGUGGGCUGACACCUAUGUCUGUGUGGGUGUUAUCGGACAGAAGCCGACUACAACCCAGCCUCCCAAGGGUAACACAACUCCUACACCUGUACAAGCCGGUAUGAUCAGCAAUUGCAAGAAAUUUCAUCUUGUCAAGUCGACAACAACGUGUACCUCUAUCCAGGACUACUACAAGAUCACUAUGGCACAACUGGCGAAAUGGAACCCUGCUGUUGGGUCUAAGUGUACGGCUCUUUGGGCAGAAUAUUAUGUGUGCGUUGGGGUUUAAUUUUCUGGUUUGUAGCAGUGCGCGUGGGUCUAGGCUGCGGCUUGAGCUGAGGUAGCUGUUUUGGUGGAGCUGAAGGCGGAUGAAUACAAAAUUUGGACAGCUAUUAAUUUCUAGUGAUCUGAGGUGUAACUCUUUAUUAUUAUGUUUCUAGUGAUAGCUCUUUAUUACGGAUCUUGCUAUUUGAUUUCUCUUUAUUCUUGUCCCUUAUACACAGGGCGGUCAAUCGAGAUAGAUACGUUGGUAAAGAAUUUACUUGUAAUUGAAUUGUAA